CUAAGAACAAGUCAUCAUACAGCUAAGAACAAGCCAUCACACAGCCAAGAACAAGCCAUCACACAGCCAAGAACAAGUCAUCACACAACCAAAAACAAGCCAUCACACAGAAAAGAACAACUCAUCACACAGCCAAGAACAAGCCAUCACACAGCCAAGAACAAGCCAUCACACAGCCAAGAACAAGCCAUCACACAGCCAAGAACAAGCCAUCACACAGCCAAGAACAAGUCAUCACACAGCCAAGAACAAGCCAUCACACAGCCAAGAACAAGCCAUCACACAGCCAAGAGCACGUCAUCACUCAGCCAAGAACCAGUCAUCACACAGCCAAGAACACACGUCAUCACUCAGCCAAGAACCAGUCAUCACACAGCCAAGAACGAACCAUCACACAGCCAAGAACAAGUCAUCAUACAGCUAAGAACAAGCCAUCACACAGCCAAGAACAAGUCAUCACACAGCCAAGAACAAGCCAUCACACAGCCAAGAACAAGCCAUCACACAGCCAAGAACAAGCCAUCACACAGCCAAGAACAAGUCAUCACUCAGCCAAGAACAAGCCAUCACACAGCCAAGAACAAGCCAUCACACUGCCAAGAACAAGCCAUCACACAGCCAAGAACGAACCAACACACAGUCAAGAACAAGCCAUCACACAGCCAAGAACAAGUCAUCACACAGCCAAGAACAAGCCAUCACACUGCCAAGAACAAGCCAUCACACAGCCAAGAACGAACCAUCACACAGUCAAGAACAAGUCAUCACACAGCCAAGAACAAGUCAUCACACAGCCAAGAACAAGCCAUCACACAGCCAAGAACACGUCAUCACUCAGCCAAGAACCAGUCAUCACACAGCCAAGAACAAGCCAUCACACAGCCAAGAACACGUCAUCACUCAGCCAAGAACCAGUCAUCACACAGCCAAGAACAAGCCAUCACACAGCCAAGAACACGUCAUCACUCAGCCAAGAACCAGUCAUCACACAGCCAAGAACACGUCAUCACUCAGCCAAGAACCAGUCAUCACACAGCCAAGAACAAGCCAUCACACAGCCAAGAACACGUCAUCACUCAGCCAAGAACCAGUCAUCACACAGCCAAGAACAAGCCAUCACACAGCCAAGAACACGUCAUCACUCAGCCAAGAACCAGUCAUCACACAGCCAAGAACACGUCAUCACUCAGCCAAGAACCAGUCAUCACACAGCCAAGAACGAACCAUCACACAGCCAAGAAACAAGCCAUCACACAGCCAAGAACAAGCCAUCACACAGCCAAGAACACGUCAUCACUCAGCCAAGAACCAGUCAUCACACAGCCAAGAACACGUCAUCACUCAGCCAAGAACCAGUCAUCACACAGCCAAGAACGAACCAUCACACAGCCAAGAACAAGCCAUCACACAGCCAAGAACAAGCCAUCACACAGCCAAGAACAAGCCAUCACACAGCCAAGAACAAGCCAUCACACAGCCAAGAACAAGUCAUCACACAGCCAAGAACAAGUCAUCACUCAGCCAAGAACCAGUCAUCACACAGCCAAGAAUCAUACCGGUACUUCACCAAGAUAUCAAACAAAGAAUAGGGAUGGGUGCCUUCGCGGUCUGAGACGGUCAUCGUGA
Molecule: messenger RNA, 1626 nt
Organism: Procambarus clarkii (red swamp crayfish)
Lineage: Eukaryota; Metazoa; Arthropoda; Malacostraca; Decapoda; Cambaridae
Source: RefSeq, a predicted model, not a curated record